UGUCCGAGCUGUCCGAGCUGUCCGACGGAGUCCCGUCCUGCUCACGGCUCGGUGUCGGGCCGGACGCGCGGGGCUGUGGGCGCAGCACCCGGCAGGCGGAUCCCGGGCAGCCGCAGCGAGGCCCCGUCGGGCGCUACUUAUUGCCGCGCCCCCCUGGUACCUCCCUCUUUCCGGGGCAGGCGGCGAAGAUGGGGACGCCACAGAAGGAUGUUAUAAUAAAACCAGAUGCUCCGAGCACGUUGCUUUCAGAGAAGCAUGCGGACUACAUAGCAUCGUAUGGAACAAAAAAAGACGAUUACGAGUACUGUAUGUCUGAGUAUUUGAGGAUGAGUGGUGUUUACUGGGGGCUGACAGCAAUGGAUCUUAUGGGACAGCUGCACCGAAUGAACAAAGAAGAAAUUCUGGCAUUUAUCAAAUCGUGUCAACAUGAAUGUGGUGGAAUAAGUGCCAGCACAGGUCACGAUCCUCAUCUUCUGUAUACCCUGAGUGCUGUCCAGAUUCUCAUCUUAUAUGAAAGUCUCCAUGUUGUUGAUGUAAAUAAAAUUGUUGAAUAUAUACAGAGCUUGCAGAAAGAAGAUGGAUCAUUUGCUGGAGACAAAUGGGGAGAAAUAGAUACAAGGUUCUCCUUCUGUGCCGCAGCAACCCUUGCACUUCUUGGAAAACUGGAUGCUAUUGAUGUGGGGAAGGCAGUAGAAUUUGUUUUGUCCUGUAUGAACUUUGAUGGAGGAUUUGGCUGUAGGCCAGGUUCUGAGUCACAUGCAGGACAGAUCUAUUGUUGCACAGGAUUUCUGGCUAUUACAGACCAGUUGCAUCAAAUAAACGUUGACUUGCUGGGUUGGUGGCUUUGUGAACGUCAGCUCCCUUCUGGAGGUCUCAAUGGGCGACCGGAGAAGUUACCUGAUGUAUGUUAUUCGUGGUGGGUUCUGGCAUCUCUGAAGAUGAUUGGCAGAUUACAUUGGAUUGACAGAGAGAAACUGCGUGGCUUUAUUUUGGCUUGCCAGGACGAGGAGACUGGAGGAUUUGCUGACAGACCAGGAGAUAUGGUGGAUCCAUUUCACACUUUGUUUGGAAUUGCUGGACUAUCCUUACUGGGGGAGGAACAAAUUAAGGCUGUCAAUCCUGUCUUCUGUAUGCCAGAAGAUGUCCUUCGAAGAAUAAAUGUACAGCCUGAGCUUGUGAGCUAAAUCUCAUGGAGACAGCAAGUUGCUAUACCCUCUUGGUUUGGUUUUACUGAUUGGAAGUCAUCUUUGAAGCUUAGGAUAUUCUUAAUAUUUUUCUUUGAGAUGUGUUUACAUUAUUACAGUAAAGCAGCAACUUUACUGUGGUCUUUGUCACUUUGUGAACUGUAUUGUAACAGGCUUGUUGUAGUAUUCUGAGUGUAAUAUGUUCUUCAAUUGUACAUAAGAGAUGUAGAAAUGUUUCUGAUCUGUAUCUAAGUAUAUGGGCUUUUUUUUUUUUUUAAUAACCAGAUAGAAACAGCAUUGUGAAUAGCUUUUUUUUUUCUUUCUUUCUAUUCCUGCAUUGUCAACCAUGGUAGCAUCUAUCUUUAUGCAAGCAUGUUUUGAUGGUGUAUCACACAGCACUUUAGGAGAAUACAGGAAAAAAAACACCCAACUUAAGCCAUGCACUUAAUGCCAAACACUUCUAUGUGUAAUUCUUUCAUGCUUGACCUCACAUCUAUAUACUCAGAUGAAAGCUAGUUCUUUUGAUAGUAAUCGUUACCAGUGAAAGCAACAAAAAAUAUGAUUUCUAUUAAAUACAGGAGUAUACUUCAAUUACUGGUGAAGUUCCUUUUGACAAAAUUCCCGAUAGUUGAAAUGGAACAUACCUUGAGUGUAUCUACAUUGAAAAUUGCUAAUGUUAAUCAUUCUGGAGAAAUUCUCCAUAGGUAUGUGACUUGCAGCUGAAUAUUGUGUUGUAUUAGGUGGGUAUGAACUCGGUAUGUAACGCAAUAGGCUUUCCCGUGCUCAGUAGUGCAUAUGUAUGAGAUGAAAUAGGAGACCUAUAUAAGGGACUCACGCAGUCGAAUAAACACCAUUUUGCCUCUCACCACAUUGGUGUAAGGACCAGCGUGUAACUUGGUCGGGGCCAUCAAAGCACCUUACUGAGGGACGUGACUUCCAAGGUUAUCAGAUCAGGUAACAAUAUAGUGCUGAUCAUAAGUUUGUUGCUGGACUAAAAUUCAGGUUUUGCAGCUUUUAAGAAUAAAAAUUGCCAACACUUUGAGAUGUAAUUGAGGGUUAAAUUAGCCAUGGAAAACAGUCAUCUGAAAUAUUAAAUCUUGUCUAUUCAGAAGCCCUAAAACUGUAUGUCACUAUACCCUCCUGCAUGCAGUCUUAAACAGAGCUCUGCUUCACAGUAAAAUGUAGUUGUGAAGGGGAAGAAGUUGUCUUUGAUAAUCUCUGUAUGUAUACUUAAAAAAAAGGUCUAAAACUAUUUCAACACUUUUGAUCACCAGCUGGUUAGUUUUAUCCAACCCAUUCAUCUUAGAGAAAAGGCACAGUGACUUUCUGGGAAAUUCAGAGACUGUUUGCUCAAAUAUAAUGUGUGGGGUUUGUUUUUUUUUUUUAACCUUUAGAUUUCCAAAAGCUUUUAGAUGAUGAUUUAAAAAAAAAAAAAAAUCAAAAUGGUUCCCUUCUAAUGGUUCCAUUUCCUGGUGAAUUAUUUGGUCAAAGCCUGGAAUUUAUUUUUUCAAGAUUUGGAAUUAAGUUAAGGUUGACUUUUUGUUGAGUAUGGGGGGAAAUGAGAGCACUGAUUAUAGUUGUUUUUUGUUUUUUGUUUUUUUAAAUUUGUAAAAAUAAAGUUAAGAAGAAAUAACCUCACAUUCUGGGUUGUUUUUGUAAGUGCCACUUUUUUUAUUCAUAGCUUCUUUAGCCAGUGUGUAGGGAUUUGCUACUUUUUCCAUGUUAUAUAGAGAUAACGAUAUGGUUUGUAAUUUCUGGUUUAGUAUAGACUGAGACAUUCUGGGAAUUAAAAUUUGGAUGAUACUUCAUGAAAGUGUAGAACACUGUGGUCUGAAAUCCUGAUAAUGUUAUUGGAACUUUUCUCUGAAUGAGGACUGGUCACCUUGAUUUAAGAUGUAAUUAAUAAAGAUCAUGUUAUGCAGAUUGCAAGUUAAAAA
This is a messenger RNA of Coturnix japonica (Japanese quail), 3121 nucleotides long. The record is from RefSeq and is a predicted model, not a curated record. NCBI's taxonomy places the organism in Eukaryota, Metazoa, Chordata, Aves, Galliformes, Phasianidae.